Molecule: messenger RNA, 663 nt
Organism: Cylicocyclus nassatus
Lineage: Eukaryota; Metazoa; Nematoda; Chromadorea; Rhabditida; Strongylidae
Source: the annotation of a GenBank genome assembly
CGAAAUUCAAAACUACCCUUGUAGCAGAGCGGGGAGGGAAAAGUUGGUCAUUUUAAAAACCUUCCAGAAGAAAUGGGUUCGUUGACGCUCCGGGCCUAUAGCGAUGAACUUCUGCGGGCCCCAGAUGAACAUAAGCGAAAUCCAAACAGAAAAAGCGUUUCGUCAUCGAAGGCAUCGAAGGCAGCAGUAUCUUGUGAACUAGGUACAAUCGCGAAAGAAAAACAAAGAAAGACUAAGUCAGACCCAAAUAAUGUUUAUCUGGAAGCCUUGCGGAAGCUCAGUAGCCUUGAAUUCGAUCACGAGAGGAUAGCCAACUGCUACAAGUUGGAAGGGUGUCUGUCAAGGAGACACAAUCUCGCCCAAGCUGUUAGUCGCGGCUUUGCAGAGGGUGAUGAAGUCGUUGCACUGGGACGAGAAAGCAGUUCUACUGAAGCAAAGACGAUGCUCAAGGAAAUAAAAGUAGUAGGGAGAGAGAUACUGCGAUGAAUUGGGAAGUUACGAAGAUGCGGAAAUAAAUUGAAGGCAUUUCCCCUCCCCCAUGGACGUCUUCUUGACGAUGUCAGAGGUCUUCCAGCAAUCGACUAUUAAGUUAUUAGCCAGUACAUCAUCUCAAAGUGCACAUGUUUUUCUUCUGGAAUUUGUUGGUUAAACUUUUAUUUUGAA